Neoarthrinium moseri is the source of this 879-nucleotide messenger RNA. RefSeq lists its product as uncharacterized. Bases 1 to 879 code for a protein of 292 amino acids. The record is from RefSeq and is a predicted model, not a curated record. Gene Ontology annotation, molecular function: 3-beta-hydroxysteroid 3-dehydrogenase (NADP+) activity. Lineage: Eukaryota; Fungi; Ascomycota; Sordariomycetes; Amphisphaeriales; Apiosporaceae. Gene Ontology annotation, cellular component: endoplasmic reticulum membrane; mitochondrial outer membrane; lipid droplet. The transcript has 2 exons.
AUGGAACCUUCUUCAGUCCAAGGCGUGAUUGUGGUUACCGGGGCGGCUGGAGGCCUCGGCAGCUGCAUUGCCGCAGAGAUCGCUUCAUCGCCCCAACUUGCUGCUACUUACCGCGGUAUCUAUGCUGUCCGCAACCCUUCGCAGACCACGGCGCUAUCCUACGCUCUUGAUCAGGGACGACAGAGAACUACUCCUCACCCUCAUGAGAUUGUGUCACUGGACCUUGAGCAGUUUGACAGCGUUCGCGCCUUAGCCACCGAUCUCAACCAACGGGUGGCUACAGGUAACAUUCCCAGAAUCCGCGCACUCGUGCUCAGCGCAGGCUACCUGGAGCUUGAGAACCAGAGAUGGUUGGGAAAUGGACUGGACGCGACCUGGACGGUCAACUACUUGAGUCAGUGGCUUUUGACUUUGCUACUGUUGCAAAGCAUGGAUCGAGAAAACGGCCGAAUAGUGGUACUUGGGAGCCACACCCACGAAGGUGAACUACAGCAGCGUCUGGACCGCGAUCCUUUACUCAACAACGUCGCCAUACUGGGCGUUGAUCCAGGCUGGAUGGCCACCGCAAUCUCCCGGCGGCAUCCAAUGUACUCUGUAGUGAGCGUUGUUAUGCCCUGGGUGGCUAGCUUCCUGUCCUGGAUGCAGCCCAGCGGCAUGUAUCGCACCCCUGGUCGGUCAGCAAAAGAUGUUGUGGCAGCCAUGUUCGACAUUGGCUGGAUUAAUGGGGCCAGUCAUAAGGGUAUGUACUUCAAAGGGGCGGUGCGGGCCGAGGUGAGCGGGGAGGCGCAAGACGUAGAGAAGCGAAGAAUGGUGUGGAAGGGUAGUGUGAAGUAUGCAGGCCUGCAGCAUGAUGACACCCUUUUACUGCACUGGAAAUGA